AUGGAUGAAGGAUUCAGUGGGACUGUCAGGAUAUCAAACAUUAGUGAUUUCAUCGCACCAAAGCGCCUGGCUAUGAAUUGCAUCAUUCCACUCGAAACAAGGAUUGUUGAAGAACCACUUGUUGCAGUCAGAAAGAGAGAUACCGUCAAAAAUGGGGCCAAGAAGGGUGCUGUGAAAAUAUCUCUUAACGACUGCCUCGCAUGUAGUGGUUGUAUCACAAGUGCAGAAACAGUCUUAGUCGAGGAGCAGUCGAUCACGAGGCUGUUAGAUGGAAUGUCCAGUAAGCAACUUUCUGUGAUUACUGUUUGCCCACAAAGGGCACAUUAUGUGGUUGAUUCUACGUUUGGACGGUCUUUCUGCUUAGAAGAAGCAUACCACGAGUUCGAGUCAAGCUCAUCGCGACCGCUGCUGGUCUCCUCAUGCCCAGGAUUUGUUUGCUAUGCAGAGAAAAGUCAUGAAGCUUUCCUAUUGCCUUUCGUGAGCAAAGUUAGGUCACCACAAGCCGUGACUGGAGCGCUAGUGAAGGACUAUCUUUCUCGGCGACUUGGAGUACCCGUCGAUUCCAUCUACCACGCUGCUGUGAUGCCAUGCUUUGAUAAAAAAUUGGAAGCUUCUCGUCCCGAUUUUUAUGUGCCUGGUACGGAAAGUGCACGUGAAACCGACUGCGUCAUCAGCACA
This is a messenger RNA of Ostertagia ostertagi, 678 nucleotides long. The record is from the annotation of a GenBank genome assembly. Lineage: Eukaryota; Metazoa; Nematoda; Chromadorea; Rhabditida; Trichostrongylidae.